Messenger RNA from Neltuma alba, 3186 nucleotides. Its product is annotated as protein STRUBBELIG-RECEPTOR FAMILY 3. Bases 286 to 2658 code for a protein of 790 amino acids. Gene Ontology annotation, molecular function: protein binding; ATP binding; protein kinase activity. The record is from RefSeq and is a predicted model, not a curated record. Gene Ontology annotation, biological process: protein phosphorylation. The transcript has 18 exons. Lineage: Eukaryota; Viridiplantae; Streptophyta; Magnoliopsida; Fabales; Fabaceae.
UGGCUAUACAGAGAGGGGAAAAAAGGAGAAAGAAAGAUUCACUCUUUCAGAGAAUUUCCUAAGUGUGUUUGCCUUUACGUAUUUUCCAGCCUCUUCCAAAGGCUAGGGUUUUAUAGAAUAUAGUAUGUAAAACUUCAGUGCAUUUGCCGAAAUUUUCAGCUCCUCACUUCCUCUGCGAGUUCAUUUUGAUCUUGGAUUGCGUCCUCACUCUUCAGUCAUUUGGGACUUGGGAGGAUGUUGUCCUGAUUAGCUUCGCUGGAGAAGAUUGGACUGAGCCGGGGAUCAAUGGGUGGGACAAGAUCUGCUCCUGAGUAUAAAGGAGCAAAGAUCUAUGGACAAUUUUUAUUGGGACUUGUGUUGAUCUGCACGAUUCAUUUUUCCCAAGCGGACACGAAUCCUACUGACGUUUCUGCAAUAAAUAACUUUUAUGCUGCGCUGGGCUUCCCUGUUCUCCCUGGGUGGGUUCCAAGUGGGGGAGACCCGUGCGGACAAGCAUGGCAAGGCAUUCAGUGUAAUGGUUCAGAUAUACAGACAAUAGUUCUGGUUGGUGCAAAUUUGGGAGGCGAACUAGGUGAUAGCUUGGGAACGUUUGUUUCUAUAAAGAAAAUAGAUCUAAGCAACAACCACAUUGGGGGAAGUAUUCCAUCCAGCUUGCCAGUCUCCUUGCAAAAUUUUUUUCUUUCAGAUAACCAGUUCACUGGAAGUAUUCCAACCUCUUUAUCUACCUUGACUGAACUGACAGUCAUAUCUCUUAAUGACAAUCAAUUAUCAGGAGAAAUCCCGGACGUAUUUCAAUCACUUACAAAAUUGGUUAAUCUAGAUUUAUCGAACAACAAUUUAAGUGGGGAACUGCCUCCGUCUGCGGAGAAUUUGUCAGCUUUGGCCUCCUUACAUUUGCAGAACAAUCAACUAUCUGGGACCCUUGAUGUUUUACAAGACCUUCCACUGAAUGAUUUGAAUGUAGAGAACAACCAAUUCAAUGGACCAAUCCCUCAAAAGCUUCUAAGCAUCGCAAACUUCAGAAAAGAUGGAAACCCAUUUAAUGUUAAUGGCACUACAGCUUCAGCCCCUCCCGCUCGUUCUCCAGCAACAACAUCACCAGGAACUGUGGUCUCUGGGGCCCCAACGACUGGACAUGUGCCUACCAAACCAGCUGAAGGACCAACUGCAUCAAAGGAAUCAAGUUCUGGAAAAGCCAAAAAGAGCACCAAAAGGGUGGUUUGGAUAUCUAUUGCAAGUGUAUUGGGAUUUAUUAUUUUGGUUUUGGCUCUCCUUCUCUUUACUCCUAGAUGUAGUAGAAGGGAAAGGGCUGGCAGAAUUUCUAAGCAACAUCAUAUUGGAGCAUAUGGAGAUGACAGACACAAUCCUAGGAAUCAUGGGACUUCAGUCCAACCACUCAGUCAAACUGAGAAAGGACCAAAGGGAGCUGUUCUGAGAACAAAGGAGGAUCAUCAAGCAGAGACCAGGAGAGUAGAAGCUAUACCCAGGUCACAAGAUGAGCAAGGCAAAGAUGUACGAAGAAUGGGAACAUUACCCAAGCCGGAUGAUCAUGAGAUAGACAUGAGUGCACUGGAUGUGUACUCAUUACCUCCCCCUCCCCCUCCACCUCCGCCUCCACCUCCACCACCCCCUCCACCACCCCCACCACCUAAGGAGAAGGUGACUGCUGAGUCAGUUCCUUUCCCUCGAGGGGCUACGAUCAAUCCUUCUGCCAAAAAGCCAGUUUCUCCCACUUUUGCAAAAUCUUUCACCAUUGCAUCCCUUCAACAGUAUACGAACAGCUUUUCUCAAGAUAACCUUAUAGGAGGAGGCAUGCUGGGGACUGUGUACAGGGCAGAGCUGCCUGAUGGGAAGCUACUUGCUGUGAAGAAACUGGACAAAAGAGCUUCUGAGCAUCAAAAGGAUCACGAUUUUCUUGAACUGGUAAACAGUAUUGACAGAAUCAGGCAUGCAAAUAUUGUUGAGCUUAUCGGUUACUGUGCUGAGCAUGGCCAAAGGCUGCUGAUCUAUGAGUACUGCAGUAAUGGGUCACUGCAGGAUGCACUGCAUUCAGAUGAUGAGUUCAAAACAAGAUUGUCAUGGAAUGCUCGCAUUCGGAUAGCCCUUGGGGCGGCCAGAGCUUUAGAGUAUUUGCAUGAGAUCUGCCAGCCACCUGUUGUACACAGAAACUUCAAAUCUGCCAAUAUUCUCCUUGAUGAUGAUCUAUCUGUGCGUGUUUCUGAUUGUGGUUUGGCUCCCUUGAUAACUUCAGGUUCUGUAAGUCAGCUCUCAGGGAACCUGCUAACAGCUUAUGGCUAUGGAGCUCCAGAAUUUGAGUCCGGAAUUUACACACACCAGAGUGAUGUGUACAGUUUUGGAGUGGUUAUGUUAGAACUAUUGACAGGCCGCCAGUCCUAUGAUAGGACACGCUCUCGGGGGGAGCAAUUUCUAGUUAGAUGGGCAAUUCCCCAACUACAUGACAUUGAUGCCUUAUCAAAUAUGGUAGAUCCUUCUCUCAGUGGAGAUUAUCCAGCCAAAUCAUUGUCAAACUUUGCAGACAUUAUUUCUCAGUGUGUUCAGUCGGAGCCAGAAUUUAGGCCACCUAUGUCGGAGGUUGUUCAAUACCUACUAGAUAUGAUAAGGAAGGAAUCUCACAGAAAUGGAUCAAAUGAAGAUUGAGGAAAGUAGCAAUAUGUUCUCGUAGAUGAGUGUGCAGAGAUUUACCUCCAGAGUACCAAGAUUCAAGAAGUAGUAGUAUACAUGUCAAAUAGUCGCCCCCUUGCUUCUUUGCUUCCAACUACUGACCCAUCAAGUAUUUAUGUCUAGUACGACUGGGAGGAGAUUUGUUCAAUCAGUUUCAGAGUAUUUUAUUGGUCGCCAAUCCUCCCUCCUCAUUCUUGUACUCAUACUUAACAAUUCUAUAUAUAUAUAGUUCCUUAAAACCUUGCCAUAAUCAUGUUUGUAUUGCACAGAAACUAGAAUUCACUAACCCCAUUUUUGUUUCAUAGUUGUUUCCAAAUAUUUGGUGAUGAAAUGUAAUUUCAUUGUGCAUUCAUUUGAUUCCGUGUUCAGCUCUGAAAAGUGACACGUAAUUCGAUAGUUUGCAUUGUAAUGAUAGAUUUACUUACGUUGGAUUGAACAUUGCUUUUGGACUACGGUGUUGGUUUAAUUAUGGAUUUACCCGUAAAAACAAAUUGUAGUUGGCAA